This is a messenger RNA of Alternaria incomplexa, 855 nucleotides long. RefSeq lists its product as uncharacterized. Lineage: Eukaryota; Fungi; Ascomycota; Dothideomycetes; Pleosporales; Pleosporaceae. The annotation marks the transcript as partial. The transcript has 2 exons. The record is from RefSeq and is a predicted model, not a curated record.
AUGCAGCAACCCAGAUACGCCCUCUCGCCCCUUCCCGACAUCAUGCGCGGCCCAUCCGCACCGCCGCGACUACCACCUCGCCCUUCUCCACCACCACCUGCUCCAGACUUCCUCGUCAUCGGCUUGUUCGCCCUGCGACUCACCAAGCGGUUAAUUGAAAGCCUCGAGUACUAUCUCGGUCGCGAUACCGACAUCAUCUGGCUCGUUAACUUUCUCUCGCCCUUCCACAACGACUACGAGCUAGCGAAGAUCUCAGGUGCACGAAGAGAUGACUACCUCGCGACAUAUCAGAGCAUCGUCUCACGGAUGAAGAAGCAGCCAAAGUAUCCUAUGCGGUUUAUGCAGAUGAAUCCGGAUCAAUCGGCGCAGCCAACAAGGCGAGGAAGCGAGAUGGAGCAACCGAGGGACAUGACCGACGCGGAGAGACUGGAGAUCAUCAACUUCUACGACGCAGCGGGCGAGUGGGGAUCUAUUCUCCCGAUACCAGCACGUGAGGCAGAGAGAAUGGUCGAACUGGCUGACCGAAGGAAGAUCGCAGAUCUCGACGAGUCCCACCGACAGCGGCCGCGCUAUGAGGAAAGAGAGGAGUUACGAGAUCACAGGCAGUCGCGAUCCGAAGACAGAGAGGAGUUGCUAGAUCGGAGGCAAUCCCGAUUCGAGCCACAGUCUUUGCCUCACGAUACAAGGCGACCACUGCAAGAGGUCAGGCAGCCGGACCGCGACGAGAUAUAUCGACUACAUAAUACUGGGGUGUGGCGUGGCGACGAAUACCUUCCGCCUGACGAAAGGCAGCAGCCAGUGGAUACGAGAAGGAGACGUCGGGUAUCUUUCGCGGAUGAUAGGCAGUACUACGAG